Messenger RNA from Lactuca virosa, 507 nucleotides. The record is from the annotation of a GenBank genome assembly. NCBI's taxonomy places the organism in Eukaryota, Viridiplantae, Streptophyta, Magnoliopsida, Asterales, Asteraceae.
AUGUUUCUUAUGUCAUCUGGAACAUUAAGACCAUCGGCAAUCGAGCUUGUUAGGCCACCUGGCAAUGGGAAACCUCAAUGGAAGCGAGUAUUCACUCCAUGUUGGGAUGCAACAGGUGAUUGGCUAUGGAAGCUUGCUAAAGGGUAUACUCUUGUUCAUGAUAGUGGUUACCAUCAACUAGUGAAUGGAUGUAAAAGACUCAUAUUCGCGCCACACGGUCUAAAGCUAACCAUUGAAGACUAUCCUACACUUAAAAACCUAUCAUUCAACAUCGGUAGGAUCUUCACAUGGAAUCUUCACUCAGGCGAUGGUCGUCCUGUUUGGGAUGUAUCCUGCAAAGUCAUAUUGCUCGAAAUUGACCGCUGCAUGGUGACCGGAAGCUACCCAGUUGUUGUCAAAAUUCUAAUUAAAUCUUUUGGUGUUUUGGAGAAGAGGCCACUAUGGUUCGUCUUUUUUGUCUGCGUGCCCGACUGUUCUAAUCUCUGUCCACCAUGCUUGAAGCUCUGA